Molecule: messenger RNA, 1498 nt
Organism: Suillus fuscotomentosus
Lineage: Eukaryota; Fungi; Basidiomycota; Agaricomycetes; Boletales; Suillaceae
Exons: 5
Coding region: 26-1498 (490 amino acids)
Molecular function (GO): FAD binding
Source: RefSeq, a predicted model, not a curated record
AUUCUCAAAAUCCUCCAAACAGACGAUGUCUCUCCCCGAGAACACGACCGUGCUUAUUGUUGGUGCAGGCCCCGCAGGUCUCACAACUGCUCUUUCUCUCAUCCACUACGGGUGCCAUGACUUCGUUAUCGUGGAUGCCGUAGGCGAAGGACUGAAUGCAUCGAGGGCGAUCACCAUACACUGUGCAACCGUCGAGGCUUUAGCCAGUAUUGAUGCAGCAGAUGGCUUACUGUCUCGAGCCAUCAAGGGAAAGAGCAUCAGAAUCACAUCUCGUACUUUGCAGAUCUUUGACGCCACAUUUGACCCUCUAAAGAAACAUUCCGUCCACCCUUACGCGCUCUAUAUCCCUCAAAAUGUCACCGAGUUUGUACUUGGGCAGAAGUUGCAGAGCCUUGGUGUUCAGGUGCAGCGUCCGCACAGGGUAGUAGGAAUGAAACAGAAUGAGAAGGACUCUCGCAUCACUGAUGUGUCCUUUGAGGACGGUCAAGUUAUCAGGGCUAGAUAUAUUAUCGGGGCAGAUGGCGCCCGCUCAAUCAUCCGUACCGUCGCUGGUAUCGGGUUCUCUGACCCAGAAGGCCCAGACCUAACCAAUAACCUAUUGGCUCAGAUGGUCUCUGCAGAUGUCACAUUCGAGCCUGAACCUGUCGGUCCAUUCACCCUGGAGGGCCACCUCAACGCCACAGUUUUUUCAGGCAAUAUAUUUUUUCUUGCACCGUUUGGCAACCACUUCAACACCGAACUGACACGAGAUGGAAAGCCCACUACGAAAUCCAUCUUUCGUGUAGCUUGUGCCAUACCUGCAAAGAACGGAGAGCCCCCCCAUACUCCACCGAAAGAGUACAUCCAGAACUUAAUUGACUCAUACGGGCCAGCGUGUAUAACAUCGGAUCCGUCUCUUAACCCGAGACCUGUCAAAGUCGACCAGCUGGUCUGGUCGACACGUUUCAGAACCCAUUCUGCCAUCGCAGACCGUACCUUCACGCGUCUCGGAGCCGCCAUUUUUCUAGUCGGCGACGCAGCCCAUAUACAUUCACCUGCGGGCGGGCAGGGCAUGAACCUGGCCAUCAGGGACGCGAUCUUCCUCGCAGAGGCUGUCACGAAACACAUUCAAGCGUCUGCAGAGGAUCCCGAUGUGGAUGAUACCAUUUUGCAGGAAUUUGCGGAGGCGCGUCAUGCACGAGCGCUAGAAAUCAUCGGCUUUACCAAGACGCUUUUGAAACUCGCAAGUCUUACGUAUGAUUCAUAUGCUUGGUGGAUGCCGUUCAGUUGGGCGUCCAUCCGCGAUUUAGUGCUAAGAAUAUUGGGGGGAUAUGAUUUCGUGCAGUCGAAGGUUGCAUGGGGUCUGAGUGGGCUUGGGAGACGAAUAUAUGUAAAAGUAUCAAAUAUUCCAGAGUGGUACUUGAAUGUGCUCUUGAUCAAGGGGAGGGAGGGAGGGAGGAAGGGAGGGAGAGGUGGCAGACUACAGGCUGAUUCUCAUGAAGACAGCGAGCGCAAUUGA